AAGGUACUGAAGAGAUCUAUAUUAGUUCAUACUUCAUUAGCCAUUCUUCAAUCAAUUCCCGUCGUUUAUAUUCUUAGAUUCAAAGACAAAAAAUGAGUACUUCUCAUGGGGCCUUGUUUGAAGCUCCCAUUGCCAAGAGGUUACAUGGCAAAGUAGCCAUCAUAACUGGUGGAGCUAGUGGGAUUGGUGAAAGCACAGCCAGAUUGUUCGUUCACUAUGGAGCAAAAGUUGUAAUUGCAGACAUUCAAGACGAUCUUGGGCAAUCCAUCUGUAAAGAUGUAGAUCCCACAGGUCAGAUCAUCUCUUACAUCCACUGUGAUGUUACACAAGAAGCUGAUCUCGAAAAUCUCGUUGAUAGCACCAUCGAGAAGCAUGGUAAGCUUGAUAUAAUGUACAACAACGCUGGAAUAGCUGGUGCAUUUGGUAAGUCAAUAGUAGAUACUAGUUUUGAAGAAUUCAAGAAAGUUAUAGAUGUGAAUGUACUAGGUUCAUUCUUGGGUGCUAAACAUGCGGCUAGAGUCAUGAUUCCGGCGAAGAAGGGUUGCAUAUUAUUCACUUCUAGUGUUGCUUCUAUAAUAGCCGGUGAGACUCCAAAUCCUUACACCACAUCAAAACAUGCUAUUGUGGGCUUAACCAAAAACUUGUGCGUGGAACUAGGCCAAUAUGGAAUUAGAGUUAAUUGCAUUUCUCCAUUUGCGCUUCCAACCCCUUUGCUGACUAAUGCCGUCAAUAUGGAGGCAAGUACGUUGGAGGCAGCAGUUUAUGAAUCCGCGGUGUUGAAAGGAACAUUUAUAAAAACAGAGGACGUCGCGGAGGCAGCUGUGUAUUUAUGUAGUGAUGAGUCUAAGUAUGUUAAUGGGCUUAAUCUUGUUGUCGAUGGAGGCUAUGCUACAACUAAUCCUACUUUCAGCACGUCUCUGAAAGCAAGUUUGAAGUAGAAUUUGUUGAUUGAAUAUUGGAUAAUAGCCGGCUUGAAUUUUCCUUAUAGAAUUGUUAUGGCUUCAAUCUGUUUGCGAAUCAUGUUUAUUGCGUGUGUAGAAGAUUUUAGUUAAUCUAUUCCUGUAUUAAUAAUUGUUAUUGUUGUUGUUUUUUCUCGACGGAGAAAAGGAAAUUUGUAUUAAUCAAAACAAAAAUUCUUAAUAAACCGUACCCGUAAACUACCUAAAAA
Molecule: messenger RNA, 1168 nt
Organism: Papaver somniferum (opium poppy)
Lineage: Eukaryota; Viridiplantae; Streptophyta; Magnoliopsida; Ranunculales; Papaveraceae
Product: secoisolariciresinol dehydrogenase-like
Exons: 2
Coding region: 93-938 (281 amino acids)
Molecular function (GO): oxidoreductase activity, acting on the CH-OH group of donors, NAD or NADP as acceptor
Source: RefSeq, a predicted model, not a curated record